UUCACCGGAAACGUUCUUGACGCCAUUUGUUAGCUCGGUUAGCUUGACGCUGCUAACAACAAAGUUCCUCCUCUCGUCUCCGGGCAGUGAAAAAGGGGGAGUGAAGCGUCUUUUCUGACACUGUUUUGUCCGCUGCCGAGGUUCAGAGAAGUCGAGAUGUUUCAUGAUUUCGCCGCCCGGAGAAGACGAAGAAGCGGGUUUGUGGUGAAAAGUCUCCAUAAAUAAAAACAGCAGCGGUUUGUUUCGGGGUCGUCCUGGUUUUUGCAGCCUUUUCGUCAUCUCUGUCAGUGCGGUGAGUUAAAUCAUGGCCUUCUUCGUGAAGAAGAAGAAAUUCAAGUUCCAGACCCAGCUGACCCUGGAGGAGCUGACCGCCGUGCCUUUUGUCAACGGGGUUCUGUUCUGCAAGCUGCGGCUGCUGGACGGAGACUUCGUCGCCACUUCUUCCAGACAGGAAGUUCAGGAGAACUGCGUCCGCUGGAGGAAGAGGUUUACCUUCGUGUCCAAGAUGAGCGCUAACCCCCACACUGGAGUCCUGGACCCGUCCGUCUGCAGGGUGUCGGUCCGGAAGGAACUCAAAGGAGGAAAAGCAUACACGAAGCUGGGCUUCACCGACCUCAACAUGGCAGAGUUCGCCGGUUCUGGCUCCACGGUGCGCUGCUGCCUGCUGGAAGGAUACGACACCAAGAACACGCGGCAGGACAACUCCAUCCUGAAGGUGAUCAUCGGAAUGACUCUUCUUUCUGGAGAUCCGUGUUUUAAAACCCCUCCAAGUACAGCAAAGUCCAUCUCCAUCCCGGGACAGGAACACACCCUGCAGCUGGACUGUAAGGGGGAGGGAACCGGGCCAGCUGGAGGGGUUUCUCUGGGCCGAGUUCCGAAGCCUCGGCCUUCCCUCAUCGGCUCAGGUCUGCUGGAGGAGCCGGAGGCGAGCCAGAACCAGGUCGGUCCCGCAGAAGCCUUCCAGACCGGACACUCCCGGAACUCCAGCUACGCCAGCCAGCACAGCAAAAUCUCAGGGUACAGCACGGAGCACUCCUGCUCCUCCAGCCUGUCGGACCUCACCCACCGCAGGAACACCUCCACAGGAAGCAGCGCCUCCGGGGGUUUGUGCUUCAGUGCCGACACCCCACCGGAGGGAGACAAGGACGCCGGACGUCCAGAGAGACCCCCUCGCCCCCCGCGGCCCGUGCUGCUUCCCAACCGACCUCCCAGGAGGAAGCAGGACUCUGUGGAGAGCCAUCCCUCCUGGGUGAACGACACCCGCAUCGACGCCGACGACAUCGUGGAGAAAAUCGUCCAGAGUCAAAACUUUGCAGAUAUCAACAACACCGAAGGGUCUCCGCCGGCGGCUACGAGCCGGUGGUCAUCGAGAGCCACUGAGUCGUGCAGCAGAGGAAAGGGGCGGGGCCACGCGUCCGCCUCGUUUUCCCAUCUCACUGCUUUAACUGGAGCUUCAGCUGGUCUGACGCCACGAGAGGAAAAACAGAAAACGUGUCCGUUUGCACUUUAUGUCCAGUUUGUCUCUCCGAUCAGCUGAUCAGAGAAAAGAUGUUAGAUUUCAGGAAACACUUCUGUCAUUUUACACCAAAAUCAUCCGUUUGUCCCCAGAAAUGAUUUUAAUCUGAGGCUUUAGGCUCCGCCUGCACAGGUUAAAGAUAAUUAACGCCGUUUAAAGUUACUAAUUUACUCCUCGAAUUAAAAAAAAAUCUGUUUUGAUGCUUUGAGUCAAGCAGACAACAGCUAAACUUUUAAAUUCUUUUGAUAUUUAAUGUUUUCUGUAAUAUGUUUCAAGCAACUAAAAUCAGUUAAAUCAGAUUUGCUUGUUUCCUGAUGUUUAUUAUUUUUCUCUCCUGCUAAAAUAAUGUGACCUGUUUUCAUUUAAACACAAAUAUUUUCUGCUAAAUCGAGCCUUUUCUUUUUAUGUUGGUACUUAAACCAGUCUGCUUCAGCCUGAAUGUGAAUUUAGCUUUUUUUAGUAUCAGUUUAUUCUUUAAGAUUUGACAGAAGACUGACUUUCUAUAAGCACUUUCUACCUUCACAUUAACCUUAAUCAUCUAUUUGAAAAAUGGGAGAUCAGUUUAAUAAAAGAUCUGAAUCAGAAGUAAACUGGUUUAAGCGUAGACGAUAAAUAAAAAUACUGAUUAAAUGGGCAAAAUUUGGAGAAAUUUCACAAACAUUUAUUUUAUUUAUGUGCAAAAACUUUUUUCCUUGCAAAUUAGAGACUUUCCAAUAUAAAUAAGAGUUUUUUUUAUAUAAAUAUGACAUUGAUAGAAUUAAGGAGAAUUUUCUCCAGGUUUGCUCAUUUUAAUAAUAAUGACACUAAUUUACCUUCAUAGAUUUAGCAGAUUAAACAUCAUAAAUAAAAACAAGGGAAUAAAAUAAAACUUUGGAUGAGGAGGAGGCAUCUGUAAGGGGAUAAAUGGAUGAUGAUGGGUUAAAUUUGUUUUUUUAACAGACCUGUUUAACAUAAGCUUGAUCCACUUUUGUUUAUUUUUUGUGCCUUUUUGUUAUUUUUUUUUUUAUUCCCUCUUUGGUCAGCAGAGGCUUUGAAGAAGAAAGCCACAGUUUAUUUUGUUUUUGUGUUGCUACAUAUCACCCAAACCCCAUCUGUGUUUCUGAAUGGUGACUAAUAAUCCAGCUGGUUUGGGUUUAAUAAUCAUGACAGGAACCAGCUCCACCUUUUAAAACAUUUUUGUUGUUUUUCCAUCGAAGCCCAGAUCUAAAACAGGAUCAACUAACUUUCUGUGCAGUUUACACGUGUUUCGCACAAUUAAAGCGUUUGAAGUGUGGACAUUUAAACGUUAGCAGAAACUUUUUUUUGUUUUGUUCCCUGUAGAUCAGGGAGGUUUACCAGAACCACUCAGUGCCUGUAAAGUUUCUCUUGAAUGACCCUAAAGCACCAUGAACCCUGUGGUGAGAGUGCUUGUGACGGUGAGGAGAGAAAUGUGUUUUUUUUUUUUUUUUUUGCCUCGGCUGAUCUGUGAAACGAACACAACCCUCAGUGCGUGCAGAAAAACUGAGCUGCAUUUCUAAUCAGUUCUUUCUGCUCUCCCUUCAGCCGACAACAUGUGCAAUCAGCUAAAGAAGCAGUACAAAUAAUUCAGUGUUUUUGUUUUUUUAUUGAGUCCAGCUGCAGGAGGAGGGGAUUUCAGGAGUGCUUGCAUCUGUUAAAGCUUUCGUUGCCCCCUGGUGGAGCAACGAUUCUUGUUUACAACGAUCCAAACACUAACCAAACAGGAAAAAUGAGCAAUUUGUGUUGCUGAAUGCAACAAAAAAACGGUAACAUGACAGUGCUGGAAACCAGCUGGCUGGUUUUUAUUGUUCUGGUUUGUUUUACAAACAUAUUUUCUACCUGAAGAAGGCAAAAAUAGAUUUAAAUUUUAUAAAAAGCAUUAAAAUCUAACAUCUAAUGUUCUCCAAAAUUUUUCUUUUUUUUCAUCAAAAUCCUCAGUUACCAUUUAUUUUUGUUUUUCUCUUGUUUAUUUUAACAGAAACCUCCUGCUUAUGAUGGUUUUCUGUUAUUCUUAUAAACAUUUAGAGGUUUUAGUUAAAACAGAAUCAAUAAUUUGAAAAGUCCACUCAGUGCUAACAAGGUUUAUUUUCAUUAAAAUUUGGCAAAAGCUUUUCUUACAGAUUUUAGCUCCCUUUAGUUUUAAAAGUGUUUUCUCCACAUCUUUGUGCCUCAUUUUGCAACUUAUAUCAUUUGUAUUUACACAUUUCUGUAGCAGCUUUAUGUUUAAUCACUUUUUCCACACAUGGGAUGAACCACUGAAAGUUUAUUCUGAAUUUGGGUUUACAUCGCCGUUUUCCUUUAAAAGCAUGUAUUUAAAUAUUUUAGUUUCUCUUUAUUUUCGUCAGGAGGUUGUUAUAAGCUACGCACACCACUUGCCUCUUUGAGUUCAUUUUGUUCCUCUUUAGUGAUUCUAAAAAAAAAGGAUUCUAUUCAAAAUUUAUAGAAAGCGGGGUUAUACACAGUUGAUUUUUUUUUGGUGCAUUUGUGCAGAAAUUGCUUAUAAACAAUAAAAAAGGCUAAACUAA
Molecule: messenger RNA, 4038 nt
Organism: Austrofundulus limnaeus
Lineage: Eukaryota; Metazoa; Chordata; Actinopteri; Cyprinodontiformes; Rivulidae
Gene: eeig1a
Product: estrogen-induced osteoclastogenesis regulator 1a
Source: RefSeq, a predicted model, not a curated record